AACAACCCCCCACCCCAUUCAUAUAUCAAGAGAUUAUUGGAUUAUACUACACUAAUUAUUAUAACUACCUUCAUUAUUCUCUCAUUUCCAACUAAUAUAGUACUUUUUCAGCCAAGCCCACUUCCUAUACAAGUUCUUGCAUGCUUGUCUUUCCUACAGAAUUCAAAAAAUAAAUCAGCACCACAAACACCAAAAGGGUUCAAGCAAUUCCCAAAUUUCUUGAUCAGUGGCUUCUAAUUCAAGAUUCUGAAAGGGGUAAAAGAAUUGUUCUUUUCGGAGGAAAAGUUUGCAGGAGAUGGAGAUGGGAAAAGAGAUGUUCCAAACGGUAGCCUUCAGUUUCCACUGUUCAAAUUCAAACUCUUGACAACAUUAAAAGGAAUUUUGAGAAAAACACAACAUUAGCCCAGAAGCAGCAUUGUAAGGAUCAGAAUUCGGAAAUGGACAGUAGCACAUCAACUUCUGAUGAGAAUUAUGAACUGGGAUAUCAGCCUUCUCCUUCUUCUGUGGAUCAAACUGAUCAAUCACUCACAGACACGACGAGCUGUUCAAUUCUGAGUGCCGACUCUUUUGCCUACUGUAGGACUAAUUCUGAGGCCUCAGCUUUCUCAGAGCACACAGAUAGCUUUUCUGAGAUAGCCUCUCCAAGUUGGCGGGGCCUCAAGUCGCCAGCUCGUGCAGCCCUUUCAAGAUUAGGCAUGAGGCAGCACAAGCAUGGAAUGGAUGAAGAAGUAAUGGAUUUAGAACUGGAAUUGAUGAAGGAGAGAUUUUCAAAGCUGUUGUUGGGGGAGGACAUGUCUGGCAGUGGGAAAGGAGUCUGCACUGCUGUUACAAUCUCAAAUGCCAUAACAAACCUCUAUGCUUCUGUAUUUGGUCAACACCAGAGAUUGGAGCCCCUGCAUCCUGAAAAGAAAUUGAUGUGGAAAAGAGAAAUGAACUGCCUUCUAUCUGUAUGUGAUUAUAUAGUGGAAUUCAGUCCCACACUGCAGACUUUAAAAGAUGGGACUACUUUAGAGGUGAUGACAAGUAGACCGAGAUCAGAUAUUUACAUAAACCUUCCUGCCUUGAGAAAACUUGAUGCCAUGCUCCUGGAUAUCCUGGACAGCUUUCAGGUGACUGAGUUUUGGUAUGCAGAACAAGGGAGCAUGUCGGGGAAUUCGACUCGUUCGGGGUCAUUCAGAAGGAUUGUCGUUCAGCCACAGCCUCAGCGCAAAGAGGAAAAAUGGUGGUUGCCGGUUCCUUGUGUCUCCCCAGAUGGCCUCUCUGAGAAAUCUAAGAAACAUUUGCAGCAAAAGCGCGACUGUGCUUACCAAAUUCACAAGGCUGCGAUGGCCAUAAAUAGUGCCAUUCUUGCUGAAAUGCAGAUCCCAGAAUCAUAUAUGGCUUCCCUUCCUAAGGUAAGUGGAAAAGCAAGUGUGGGAGAGACAAUCUACCGCUACAUGUAUAAUGCAGAAAAAUUUUCACCUGAUUAUCUUCUUGACUCUCUCAACAUAAGCUCAGAGCAUGAAGCCCUUGAGCUCGCUGACAAGGUUGAAGCCUCAAUGUACACAUGGCGCCGAAAAAUGUGCAUGACUCACUCAAAAUCCUCAUGGGACAUGGUUAAAGAUCUCAUGUCUGAUGUUGACAGGACUGACAAGAAUCAUGUCUUAGCAGAAAGAGCAGAAACUUUGUUGUUCUGCCUGAAGCAAAGAUAUCCUGAACUUUCACAAACUACAUUGGAUACAAGCAAAAUCCAAUACAAUAAGGAUGUAGGACAGGCAGUGCUGGAGAGCUAUUCCAGAGUAUUGGAAAGUUUAGCAUUUAAUAUUGUUGCUUGGAUUGAGGAUGUACUUUUUGUAGAUAAAACCAUGAAAAAUCAGGAGUAGGUUCUCUAAAGCAACAAAAGUUUUAAGUCCAGUUAUUUGUUCUAGUAUGGCAGAUAGAAGUCCUUCAUAGACAGAAUUUUUUUGGGAUGGAGGGCUAUAUUUAUCAAUGUAAUAUCAUCAAAUUCAUCCAACUGUUUAUCUUUUAAAUCAUUCUUCACUCUUUUAUACAAGGACAGUUCUCCAA
Sesamum indicum (sesame) is the source of this 2046-nucleotide messenger RNA. The record is from RefSeq and is a predicted model, not a curated record. NCBI's taxonomy places the organism in Eukaryota, Viridiplantae, Streptophyta, Magnoliopsida, Lamiales, Pedaliaceae.